AUGACUUCUUCUUCAUCUUCUCCUCCUACUUCUAUUAUGGCCUUUGAAGAUGUUGUCCCCGGAAAACUGGUGCUCGUUCUCAUCAUCAUAGCAUCGACUUGGCUGGGAUGCAAAGGGAGGGGUUGUGACGACGAUGAGCGGAGGGCUUUGCUUGAGAUCAAGAAGGUUUUCAACCCCCCCAAGGGCUCGUACUUGUCCUACUGGGGCAACUCAACAACAAAAUAG
Molecule: messenger RNA, 225 nt
Organism: Spirodela intermedia
Lineage: Eukaryota; Viridiplantae; Streptophyta; Magnoliopsida; Alismatales; Araceae
Source: the annotation of a GenBank genome assembly